Hyaloscypha bicolor E is the source of this 3300-nucleotide messenger RNA. RefSeq names its product DUF917-domain-containing protein. The transcript has 6 exons. NCBI's taxonomy places the organism in Eukaryota, Fungi, Ascomycota, Leotiomycetes, Helotiales, Hyaloscyphaceae. The record is from RefSeq and is a predicted model, not a curated record. Gene Ontology annotation, cellular component: cytosol. Gene Ontology annotation, biological process: glutathione metabolic process. The coding region runs from base 328 to 3300 and encodes 990 amino acids. Gene Ontology annotation, molecular function: 5-oxoprolinase (ATP-hydrolyzing) activity.
UUUCAAGUGAAUGCCACAGACCCUCCAAGUUCAAGUGAGCCUCCGUACUUGCCGUUGAAUCACAGUCUUUUCUUGCCGUGUCCCCCUUCCAGGUUCAGCCUCUAGAUCGACCAACUUCAAGCUUAUCGUCAGAAGUGGGAUAAGUCACAAGUGGGAGUUGCCCGACGGGGUAGCAAGCUCCAACAUGUAGUGUUAUUCAUAUCUCAUUCAACUUUACAUUGCUUUCGUCAUUAGACAUUGCGGGAGAUAAUGAAUACCCAAUAGGGGAGGCAAUAAUUAGAAGUUGUCUUAAAUAUUUGCAUCCUGUCGAAAUUGGUAGACGCCACCAUGGCUCGGAGUGUUCGGAAUUUCAGAAUCGGUGUUGAUGUCGGCGGGACAAACACAGAUGGAGUAAUCCUCGAUCCAACGCGAUCAUCAGAGCGCGAUCGAGGGAUCGUGGCAUGGCACAAAGCAUCCACAACCGGAAAUCCCAGCGACGGCAUCAACAACGCCAUCAACACAAUGUUCUCAAACUCCAAAAUCGACCCAAAAGAAGUGGUCAGUAUUACAAUUGGCACCACGCAUUUCAUCAACGCAGUGGUUGAGCGAGACUCAACGCGGCUUGCCAAGGUUGCUGUCAUUCGACUUUGUGGACCGUUUUCGAAAGGCGUUCCUCCUUGUAUCGAUUGGCCUGUGGAGUUGAGGGAUUUAAUUCUUGGGUACUAUUGUUUGGUAGAAGGGGGUCUGGAGGUUGAUGGGAAUUUGAUUGCGGAGAUUAAUGAGGAUGAAAUUCGGGACCAGGCGGACAUCAUCAAGGCGAAAGGUAUCAAGAGCAUUGUGGUCAACGGCGUUUUCAGUCCUGUUGACGUGUUCUACAAUCAAGAGAAAUCGGCAGCCGAAACCAUAAGGGAAGUAUAUCCGGAGGCUGAUAUUGUCAUCUCCAAGGACGUUGCGAAUCUUGGAUUCCUCGAAAGAGAAAAUGCUGCGAUUCUCAAUGCAUCAAUUCUUCCUUUCGCUCGGAAGACGAUCUCGUCCUUUCAAAGUGCAAUCUCACGCCUACAACUUCAUUGUCCGGUCUUCAUCACUCAAAAUGAUGGAACGACUUUGCUUGCGAGCGCCGCUUCCAAGCUCCCCAUCAGAACAUUCUCGAGCGGACCAACAAACAGCAUGAGAGGGGCUGCUUUCCUGACGCAAAAUGACAUCAAAGAAGUCAUGGUGGUCGUCGAUAUUGGCGGAACAACAACUGAUGUUGGGUUACUGCUUGCAAAUGGCUUUCCUCGGCAAGCAGCGGCCUUCAGCGAGAUCUCUGGUGUGCGGACCAACUUCUCCUACCCCGACGUCAAAAGCAUUGGCCUCGGAGGUGGCUCGAUUGUGAGGAGACAGGGAGAUGGAAGCCUGACCAUUGGUCCUGACAGUGUCGGCUAUCAGCUAACUCGGGAAGCCAUCGUGUUUGGAGGUGGUGUGGCGACGGCUACAGAUUAUACUGUUCUGGGCGAUCAAAAUUCGGACAUUGGAGAUCGCUCACUGGUUAUGAGACCUGAGUUGGAGAACAAUUUGGACGAUUUCAAAACUGUUGUCAAGAAGAUGCUUGAAAGAGCAAUCGAUACGAUGAAGACUUCAGCAGAUGAUAUUCCUGUACUGCUUGUUGGAGGCGGAGCUAUCAUUGCCCCUGACGAACUUUCUGGAGCGAGCAGAGUAGUGAAGCCCGAGUGGUCAGGAGUUGCAAACGCUAUCGGAGCCGCAACUGCGCGAGUGAGUGGGAUCAUCGACACGAUUGAAAGCACGGAAAGCAAGACUUCGAGUCAAAUCAUGAAAGAGAUCUCGAAAAGAGCAAUUCAGAAAGCAGUCGAGAAUGGUGCGAAAGUAGAGACAGUUCAAGUCGUUGAAAUGGAUCACCUGCCAUUGCAAUAUAUUGCAAACAAAUCCCGAUUCAUCGUCAAAGCUGUUGGAGACUUCGACUUUGCUCAAGAGGCAGGUACAGAAAUUUCAAGUGCGAAAGGAAAACUGGAACGAGAUGAGAUGACCGAGUUCGAGAAGAACUCCUCCGCAACUAAAGAACAGGAACAAGAAAAGAGAAAUCUUGUCAAGAUUGAUAUUCAAUCGUACAGGCCAAACAUCCAUGCCCGAGAGUGGAUAAUCUCAGAGACUGACCUCGCAUGGAUCACAAUAGGAUGUUACAUUCUAGGAACUGGUGGAGGAGGUUCACCAUACGGCCAUAUGCUACGACUUCGCGAGAUUAUGCGAAAUGGAGGAGUUGUUCGUGUUAUCUCUCCUGAUGAUUUGAAAGAUGGCGAUCUCGUCGCGUGCGGUGGAGGGAAAGGGUCUCCAACGGUGUCAAUGGAGAAGCUUGCAGGCGAUGAAAUGGUGCAAGCUCAGACCGAACUGUACAAUUAUAUGAAAAUUCAACCGAACGCAGUCAUUGCACUGGAAAUAGGGGGUGGCAAUGGUCUUCAAGGAAUGAUUCUCGGUGCGUCGACGAACAUGAACAUACCAACAGUUGACGGAGACUGGAUGGGUCGAGCAUAUCCAGUCGCAUGGCAGACAACACCUGUUGUUUUUGAAAAGAAGCCAGUCUUCCUGCCAUCCACGAUCUGCGAUGGAAAUGGAAAUGUUAUGUUUAUGACGCAAGCAAAAUCUGAAGUGAUGGUAGAAAGAGCAUUCCGAGCAGCACUUUCCCAAAUGGGUUCACACGUAGGCUGUGCUAAGGGACCGGUCACCGGGAAGAACACCAAGAGCUGGGUCGUCGAGCACACGAUUUCGCUCUCGUGGCGUAUCGGUCGUGCUGUUGCGCUAUCACGAAGCUUGAACCAAAUCGAUACCGUGGCCGAAUCGAUCAUCAGCGAAGUAGGAGGGGACAAAUCUGCAAAAGUUCUCUUCAAGGGUAAGAUUGUGGGCGUUGAGAGAACCCUGCGAGUGGGUCACGUGUAUGGGGAAGUGAUCAUCCAGGCAAUGAACGUGACGGGGAGCGAGGGGCCAGAUGGCAAAGGGCGGUACAAGAUUCCGUUCAAGAAUGAGAAUAUUCUUGCCAUCAGGGAAGAGGAAGAUGGUACCGAGACAGCUAACAGUAUCAAGAUCCUUGCCUCGGUCCCAGAUUUGAUUUGUGUGAUCGAUGCUCAAAACGGAGAAGCUAUCGGCACUCCAGAGUACCGAUAUGGCUUGCUAGUUAUCGUUCUCGGCAUUGUUGCUUCAGAGAAAUGGACCUCGACUCCAAGAGGUUUGGAAAUCGGCGGCCCGACAGGAUUUGGCAUGGGUGAUGUGGAGUACAAGGCUCUCGGAAAGUUCCAAAAACCUAGGAGCGUGAUUGAUGAAUAUGGAGCCUAA